AGUUUUAUAGAAGCCAUUGCGCGUGUCGGUCGUGUCGACUGUGGUCGGUCGGUCAAUACGGCUUUAUACAGAGAGUUGUUUAUAAACAUUUCUUAUUUGAGCAGUUUCGGUGUGAAAUUUUUAUAUCGUAUAAUUUUUUAAUUGUUUGAGCUGAAGCUUGUGAAAUUGCUUACUAAUUUUCAAUUGAUUUGAAUUCUGCUUUAAUUUACUAUUUUAAGGAAUAACAAAAUUAAAUCCUGAAAUUCAAAGUGUAUAUUGUGUAUGCGUGCGUUGCUCUUCGAAGUGAGCGAUGAAAGUCUUCCCACGUUUCAAAUAAAAUAACAAAUUGUAUCAGGGUAUAAUUCUCGCAGUUAUUCUGAAGAAUGCGAGGGCGCAGUCAUACCACACCUCGUCGUCGUGGUCCUAAGUUACCACUACCAGCACCAUGUCGAGGAAACUAUGAAGAGAUCUCAGAGUCACCUUACUAUACUAUUGAUAAUACGGAAGAUAUUUAUGGCACAACUCUCUUGCCGUCGCAGCGCUGUUAUGUGGAUCCGUGGGAUUUGGAGAAUUACGACUAUGUCAGAAAAAAGCUGAAUUCACCGCAAAUGUGUAGAUCUCCUGAGCCUUACUAUGAGCCAUCAAUGCCGAUUUGCCCCAAUUACAUGGCACGAACCCCACCACCAGAAUUGCAUGAGGACUUACCAGUAGCACAACCAAAGCGCAUGGCCACAACUAUGCCACGAAAUCGACGUCGCUCCCAUUGUACCGAGUCAUGUCAGCUGCGUUGUUACACAUCACUAGAACCAAUGUUACGUUGUCGUUGGUAUGAAGACUCUCGAAGUGAACUUUUCGGUGUAGGUCGUGGUGAAUACGAAGAUUAUAUGUCGCGCGUUAUGAUGAAUCUAGAAACCGAAGACGAUGCAUGCAAUGGUUAUGGGGGCGUUUCCUCAUCUUCUUCUACUGAGUUGCACAGCUCUAUUGGUAACGGAUAUUAUCAAGCACCGUCCAUAACUUCGGACAAAACUUCUGGCUACGAUGCGGUAAUAGUACCAUCGUGUGGACGACCUUCACCACAAUUGCAGUUCCCAGCGCCUCCCUCACUAGCGCCUCCAAGCGUCUCACAUGAUUACUCCAAUCCUUAUGCAACUCUACCACAUUGUAGCUUUUCAGAUUGUUAUAAUUGCUCUAUGAUCUAUGGCUCUUUACCACCUGUAUAUGAUUUAUACAGUAGUAAUUUAGAGUGUAGCAAUAAAGGAAAUACGAUUUACAGCAGAACAAGACCGUCUUCUUCACUCAGCAGCGGAAUUUACGGGCAUAAAUUCGGACUGAGUAAAAAGGGGCUUCUACAAAUUGACUACUCAUGCAGUUGGAAUGAUCUGGAUCGUAUUAUGACCCGUCAUUUCUAAAUAUCCAUAUCAGCAGCUUCGGAAAGAACAAACUUAUUAUAAUUAUUAAUUGUAUUGAGAGAUUAAUCUUAUUAUCGUAAUUGUUGUGAAAGGCAUAUACAUAUGUAUCCAAUUUUGUAUAUAUAGUAUAUUAUUAUCAUUUACACUGUUUUAUUAUUAUAUAAAUAUUUUAAAUUGAUAGGCAAAUAUUUCUUUGUAAGUCAUAAAUUACCAAAAAAUAAAUAUACAUAUAUGCAUACUAAUAUAGUAGAUCCAGCAACGCGUUGCUGUGACUAUGGUGUACAUUAAAUACUACUAUAGUAAACUAUUUAAUGCAGUGAAAACAUUAUUACCGGUAUAAAAAAUCCAAGAGAUUGUGCAUGGGGUUUAAUUUUGAAAUUUAUUGAUACAAAUAUUUGUCAAUGGAUCAUACCUGCAUUUUCCAUUUGGUAUUUUACUCAAAAUUAAAUUUUUUAUUAUUAUUAUUAUUUAUUUAAAGUUUUUUAGCUAAUGUUCAAAUAUUAACCCCGUGGAUUUUUAUACCGCCUAUAACGUUUCCAUCUAUAUUUAUAAAUACCACUUACUCUAUUGAAUAAUUAAUAAUAAUAUAAUUUAAUGUAUGUACAUCUUAGCGACAGCAACACGUAGCCGAGGUAUUCUAGUAAAAAAGAAAAAUAAAAAAAAAACCAUUAAGGAAUUCAUACUCAUAUUCAACACUAAACCACAUUAUUUAAAAAAAAUCUACUUAAUUUUAAUAAAAUAUCACACACACAUUUUCGGAAUUAAGUUGUAGUUCUUAUAUUCCUUAUAAUCUUACUUAUUGCCGAUAUAAACGCUAUAAAUU
This is a messenger RNA of Bactrocera oleae (olive fruit fly), 2211 nucleotides long. RefSeq lists its product as uncharacterized. Lineage: Eukaryota; Metazoa; Arthropoda; Insecta; Diptera; Tephritidae. The record is from RefSeq and is a predicted model, not a curated record.